This is a messenger RNA of Phragmites australis (common reed), 510 nucleotides long. RefSeq names its product putative magnesium transporter MRS2-D. The coding region runs from base 1 to 510 and encodes 169 amino acids. NCBI's taxonomy places the organism in Eukaryota, Viridiplantae, Streptophyta, Magnoliopsida, Poales, Poaceae. The record is from RefSeq and is a predicted model, not a curated record. The transcript is spliced from 2 exons. Gene Ontology annotation, molecular function: magnesium ion transmembrane transporter activity. Gene Ontology annotation, biological process: magnesium ion transport.
AUGGCAUCGACCACGCCAGCGGUGCCAAGAUGGAGGCACGCGGCAGCAGGGGAGUGGGCGGCGGUGUCCAGCGUGGGUGCGUGGCGGGUGGAGGAGGUCGGGAAGCAUCAGCAAAUGCGACGCACAAGGCUACCGGUGUGCAACCUCCACGCGCUGGACCCAGCACUGUCCUACCCGUCCAGCAUCAUGGGCUGGGACCGCGUUGUCGUGGUCAACCUGGAGCGCAUCCAUACCGUCAUCACCGCCACCGAAGUACUCGUCCCGGGUCCGCGCGACCUUGCCAUCACACCACUUGUCUGGGAGCUCCGCACGAACCUCGAGAACCAGGCAGGCAAGGACGGGGUUGUCUCGCCACCAAGUCCAAGAGAAAGAGGUGGCGACAAGGAUGGACAAGCAUUAGGAAGCGACAAGGCCUUGCCGUUUGAGUUCAGGGCGCUGGAGGUGUGCCUAGAGUUCACAUGCAAGUCCCUUGAACAGGAGGUACAGCCUGCUGCCCUAUUGAUCUUCUAA